This is a messenger RNA of Suillus bovinus, 1299 nucleotides long. Its product is annotated as ARM repeat-containing protein. Gene Ontology annotation, biological process: regulation of translational initiation. Bases 489 to 1220 code for a protein of 243 amino acids. The record is from RefSeq and is a predicted model, not a curated record. Gene Ontology annotation, cellular component: cytoplasm; eukaryotic translation initiation factor 3 complex. Gene Ontology annotation, molecular function: ribosome binding; translation initiation factor activity. The transcript has 5 exons. NCBI's taxonomy places the organism in Eukaryota, Fungi, Basidiomycota, Agaricomycetes, Boletales, Suillaceae.
CUGACGAAGCAAGCAUGGUGCCGUCUGGACUGAACUUGAGGGAGGAUAUUGCCAUAGUGUGUCCGCUCAGAAUGUACUUCACUGCAUAUUGUGGCCUCGAUCUAUCUGUCUCCUGCAUUAGUGCAUCUGGAGCAGGCGUAGACUGCAUGCGCCCGUUCGAAAGGUGAUGUUCUGAAGUUGUUUCCUCGACCUCUUCGUCUACUAAGUUCUCGUUUGGCACGACGGUGUCAACUUGUGAGGCGUCUCCGUUAACCCCGUUCAUCGAACAAUUGUCUUCGACGGCCAUGAGAAACUAAAAGUUGCCAGAUGAAUAAAAUGUGAGUCCCCAGUUUGCUAGCACUACGUACCUGCACACAUGUACGAUGGACAACUACGAAGAGGACUCAGAUCAACUGUAGAUCAAUUAACCGAAAUCCCGGUGUCUGGGGUCUACCAACUUUUUAGUUUUUCCUCUUCCACUACACAUAUCCUUCAAAAACAACGUGGAGAUGGCAGCAACAGCAGCGUGGCUUUCGCCUCCUUCACGGACAGAGCUUAUUGAAAAUCUGGUAUCUGGUGUUGACCGCUACAAUCCAUCAAAUGUCGGUAUUCUCGAGGAUUACCUCUACCACCAGAUCCGCAGCGAGGAGUAUGACUGCCUUGCUAACUUAGCUAUCUUGAAGCUCUACCAAUUCAACCCUGACCUCUUCAAUCCCGACGUUGUCAUUAAUAUCCUCCUCAAAGCUCUUACAGCAGAGCCUUUUCCAGACUUCAACCUCUGUAUAUCUCUCCUCGAUGAUCGGCCGCCAAAUUCCACGCUCGAGGAGCCCGACCCAUUGCCAACGCUUCUGCCGCUUCUCAUGAAUCUCUACAACCUUCUUCACCAGUGUCGUUUCUCUGCGUUUUGGACUCUGUACCGGUCCGAUGAGUUGGAGGUUAUAAGAGAGAAUUACACAGUAGAGUGUGCAGGAUUCGAAGAUGCCAUCCGGGAAGUCGCCGCGCGAUCAGUAAGGGCUACUUUCACGCGGAUCAGCAGUGAGAGGCUGGGAACCUAUGUGGAUCUAUCAGGACCAGAGUUAGAGGCAUGGAUCGCAAAACAACGAUGGUCAUUUGAUUCCUCGACUGGCGUGGUCAGCAUACCGCCAAACCCUGACAAUCAGAUUGAAUCGGUCGUCAUUCAAGAACAUAUCAAGCUUCCACAACUCAGCAAGGUCAUUUCACAUUCUGUACAGGUCAAAUGAUGACUUGCCACGGCAAUAUUCGUGUACACUGUACAUUACCCACUUAAUAUGAUCUCGAUGGAUGUGAUGCAAUUGGACA